Moneuplotes crassus is the source of this 1609-nucleotide messenger RNA. The record is from the annotation of a GenBank genome assembly. Lineage: Eukaryota; Ciliophora; Spirotrichea; Euplotida; Euplotidae.
AUGGAAGAAUAUUGUCAACUUUGGAAGGACGUCAACUCUGAUCAGAGUUAUCUACUCAAAACUAAUGCUAAACAACAUGUUAGAGGGGAUGGAAGAAGCAGAGCAAAAUUUAGCUUGAGAGUCACAGGCUUCUCCAACUUCAAGCAAAGAAUGAAGGUGAGUCAGAAGCGGAAGGAAGUUGCUCCUGAUCUCCCACCUUAUUUGAUCACUUCUUAUAAUGAUCAAGCGAUGAGAGUCAAAUCUACCGCUAGAGGGAGUUCUAGAGGUGAUAGAUUGCAGUUUAUUUAUUCAGGCAAAACCUCUGGUCUCUAAAUGCAAGGGUUAGAUCUUGCUCCUCUCAGAAAUUUUUGAGAGGAGGUUCUAAGCAAGCCAUGAGAGGAAAGAGAACAGCUAUUUCAAAUAGUUGUGAUUUCAAAAUUCAUAAAUCUAUGAUAAAUCUUAAAAAGGCUUAUCCAAAAGUUCAGAAUAGUAAAUUUAUUGAGCUUUCUUCUGAGGGAUUGAUAAGAAGAGCCCCAACAAUCAAAGAAAUGCACGAAAGCUGAUAUCCUUCAAUUCAUAAAUUUUCAAAAGAUCAUAAUAAGAAAAAGAUAUCACAAAACAACCAUUCUAUCUCCACUCACUUCAAAAACCACCUUUACACCACCGCCAACCCUCCCUCCAAUCCCCCUGCCCCUACCCCUUCAAACCCCCCAUCCCCCACUCCUACCAACCCCAACUCCCAAAACCCUCCUGGCACACCCCACUCUUCCUCUUCAGGCACCUCUCCAAGCCAAGCCAAAGCCAGGUCCCGCACAGUUCUGACUGCACACAAGGCUCCUUUUAAAGCCAAUAAAGACUCUCGCUCUUCCAAUGUAACGCUUAGCAUCCCUCAGCAUUACAGUAAUGCACGUACAACUUUUGUUAAGAGAAGGCAUCGGAAGCCUGACUGUAACAGCCCAGGUGAACUGUAUUAUCAGGAUUUGAAGUGGAUGAAGAAGGCAAAUCCGGACCCGUUCUUGGCUGAGAAGAGGAAGGAAGAGGCUUCUAAAAUAUUUGUGGUGAAUUCUAGAAAGAGGAAAAUGAUUCAACAGAGUUUGAUAAUGGCAGACUGAGCUAAGGAGCAUUUAUUGCUGAAGAAAGUAUAUCAAAAAUUAAGUUUUUAAUGGUACAAUUUUUACCAACAAAUAUUCUUAGAAAUAAAAUUUGACUUAUAAACCCUCAAUGGCUUUAAGAUUCUUAAUGCUUGCAAAGCGCACUUAAAUUAUUUCUAACUUCAGACAUUAAUUUUUUGAGAUUCACUGGGAUUCUCUGCCUAAAACUUGGCUGCUCCUUGGAUUUUUAUGAUGGUUCUAAUACAAAGAUCUAUGCGGCAAUACUUUAAACCUUCUUUUAAGAAUUUUGGUAUAAUUUCCAAGUAUGAUUUACAAAGAGCAUUUAAUAACGAUUCUUUUUGAGAUCGUCAAAUUUCGUUAAACCUUCAGUAUUUAUCACCUAUCAUGAGAAAUUGAGAUGAGAUAUAUUAAUAAAUUUAGGCUUCAUUUCAACAGUAGAGUUUCUUCUAGACCUUCACUCAUUGACUUCUCUUGGUAAAAUUUCUCGUUACAAUCUAAGUUGAUCAAGAAGAAUAUGC